Molecule: messenger RNA, 1694 nt
Organism: Gigantopelta aegis
Lineage: Eukaryota; Metazoa; Mollusca; Gastropoda; Neomphalida; Peltospiridae
Product: chondroitin sulfate synthase 1-like
Exons: 3
Coding region: 267-1670 (467 amino acids)
Cellular component (GO): Golgi cisterna membrane
Molecular function (GO): glucuronosyl-N-acetylgalactosaminyl-proteoglycan 4-beta-N-acetylgalactosaminyltransferase activity
Source: RefSeq, a predicted model, not a curated record
UUUUGUUUUUGCUUUCUUCCGGUAAUAUAGAAUCGAUGCAUUGUCCGCGAGGAAUAUAAAAAUAGAACACAACGCUUGGAGUGUAUAAAUAAACAUAUACGAUGGAGUGAAAUGUGCUGCUUUCACAUAUGAAACUUAUAGUACUGGCAUGGUGGGCGUGGCUGUAUGUCGAGAUUUUACAACAAAUUGUUUCGCGACUCAUGUGACCUAAUAACAAGAAGAAAGAAAAUAAUAGUACUCUGUGACAGAAUUUGUGUGUUGGAGUUAUGAGAAGACGUCGACGAAUAGAGACCAUGUUUAGAGAUUUAAUCCUGAGUGUCUUGGUCGGCUUUGUCACGGGCUUCAUCACAACUCAAACCCUCAUGUUGUUCCUAUGGAAACACCACGCCCUCGCAUGCAAAUUAGCAUACUCCAGACACCACCAGCCACACGACAUGAUUGGUCGCUUUCGCGGCCUCCACUCAGAAACGACCAAUAAGAAGCUGCUAUUUGUGGGCGUCAUGACAACGAGAAAUAAUCUGGAAACGAAAGCCAGGGCUAUUUUCGACACCUGGGGACAGCACGUGCCGGGGAGACUGGUGUUCUUCGUGGGAACAGGAGAUAGAGUUGCGUCCCCUCUCCCCGUGAUCGAGCUGAGCGACGUCGCCGAUGAUGGCUACCCUCCGAGAGAGAAGUCCUUCGCGAUGUUGAAGCACAUGCACCAGAACCACGGCAACUACUACGAGUGGUUCAUGCGCACCGACGACGACGUCUACGUCCAGACCGACCUACUGGAGACCUUCCUCAGCUCCAUCAACAGCUCCGGCGACGUCUACAUGGGACAUCCGGGGACCGGCACCCCGUACGAGGUCGGUCGGCUGGGACUGGAGACGAAUCGUCCGUAUUGCAUGGGCGGACCGGGAGUUGUCUUCUCCGGAAACACUCUCCGGAAGCUGUCAGGACAUCUGUGGGCUUGUCUGAACGAAACCGUGACGUCACACGAGGAUUCCGAGCUGGGACGGUGUGUGCGCCGCCAUGUUGGGUUGUCGUGUACGUCAUCAAAACAGUUCUGCGAUCUGUUUUACCAAAACUACAAGGACAAGACUGGGGCUUGGACAACAGGUUUGAACCGCCACCUUUCAGACUCGCUGACUUUCCACCCCAUAAAAGAAACUCAAUACCUGUACAACCUGAGAAUACACCUGGACGGUCGCCGACUGAGGGAGACACAGUUAAAACACGAACAUUUCAAAUCGGCCAUCAGAACCCUGGAAAACAGCAUCCAGGCUGUGGCCGCGGUACUCGUGGAAGACUCCCCAAACAACUGCUCCUCUGUUCCGUGUGACCUAGAUUCCGGCCAGCCCUGGGAGUGUAUACACGCGUAUGACGUUCACUCCUUGGAUUAUCCCAAUCUCAAAGAAUCUGUUCUCCACAGGGGAAGGAUUAUCAGCUUGGCUAACGCAAAACAUGCGCUGUACACCUACCUCAAACGUGUGCAGAUGAGACAGCGUCUGCGAUUGGCUAAGGUCGCGUACCAGAGACUAUCAGCUGACAGGGGGCUCGAGCACGUGAUCGUUAUUUAUGACGCCCAAUUAAGAUAUUACGCGUUUAGGACAGUGGAAACGUUUAAUCCAGUUCAAAUUCGCGAAGAGCCGUUAAUCAAACAUUUUAAUCCCAACUUCAGUAUUUAGCAAUUAAAAAAAUAUAUAUAUGGA